AUGACAGUUGGCGUAGACGAUGUCAAUGAAAAACUUAAUGGUAUCGUGAAUUUAUUGCAAAUCGUUGGAAUUGAUGGAGUUGAUCCAAACGCCUUGGUCGAAGAACAAAAACGACUAGCUUCAGGCAAAAAGGAUGGGUCCUCUGCUGGAACUGGAACAACUGCGCAAUCCUCAGAUUCUCAGAUUAUGGAAAUUAUUAAAAAACUGCAGCAAGCACAAGCUGAUUCGCCUGAGAUCUUACAAGCUUUGCAGAGCCCUGAACUUUUGGCGUUGGCAAGUCUAGCAGCUCAGUCCAAAGCACCAGCGCCAGCACCUGCCCCUUCGUUGCACGAUGUAAUGGAGGACGAAGAUGAUAACUAUCCAAAGAUCGGGCCUGGCUACUCAGAUGAAAUUUCAGUUGUUAGUGAAAUGUCGACUCCAACUGUCAUGACAAAGCAAAAUGUCAACGAUGAAGAAUACUACAGCGAAGUGGGCGGUGGGGCCCCGCCCAUGUCGAUAGGAGGGAGACCACCAACAUCGAUAGGUGGUGGUGGUGGAGGUCGCGGGAAAUCUCGAAACUUGCUUGCUACUGUCAGUGCCACUGCGAAUCGUGGUGCUCUCGCCAAAGGUGGAGGAGCUGCUGCACAACGCCGUGCAAACUACCAAACCACGAUGGCAAAACUGCAAGAACCAGAGAAAGACGACAAAAAAGGAAAGUCGCAGAAAGGCAAGGUCAAGAAGACCUCGGACAAGAAAAAGAAGAAAAAGGACCAUGAUGAUAAAAGCAAGUCGAGCAAAGGCUCAAAAGGUGAUGGAAUCGACUGGGGAAACAGCGGCGACGACUCAGGCUGGCCCUCAUUUGAGCAAUUUGACACAACAUUUGGUGAAGAUCCAUUUGGAACAAGUGCAGCGAAGGUAGAAAAGGUUGUGGAUGAUGACGGAUUCUUCACAACCGACGUUUUUGCGAAUGUCGAUCCAUUUUCACAGCAGGUCUCUGCGCCAAACGCCAGCAGUAAUAGUAGCCAGGCUAGUUCAAGUAAGAAAGAUGGCAAAAAGAAGAAGCCAAAAAAGCCGAAAGAUGAUGGCCAAGGAACUAGAAACAGAACAGAGAAACCAAAGGAGAAGACAAAGAACCGAAGAAGGCGAGCGUCUAUGGGCAUGUAG
This is a messenger RNA of Cylindrotheca closterium, 1143 nucleotides long. The record is from the annotation of a GenBank genome assembly. NCBI's taxonomy places the organism in Eukaryota, Bacillariophyta, Bacillariophyceae, Bacillariales, Bacillariaceae.